CUCAUAAGACCGACAAACAGGAAAGUUGACAUUUUGCUUGUUUCUCUCCAUUUUAAUUUAAUAGUAGUAAAACACAUUGGUUUCCCCAAUAUAUUUGUUGUCCUAGCUGUGUGUUUCAUUGGUGUUUUGAUUGACAUCUUCUCUCUCCCCUCUGAGUGCAUGUUUGGCCAGUGUGGAGCUGAGCGGGAAUGUGUUGCGUUCUAGAACUGGCUAUGCUGUUGAAAUGACAGAGGACUAAGUCGCGAGGUGCCUCCCCUCCCUGCUUCAAAGCUAUGCUAAUGCCAGGGACAGCUGUGGCCCUUUCCAGAAGUGUUGAUUUUAUAAACGCUUAACAAUCACCCUGUUAUACCAAUAAUUGCUUCAUUAAUUCUUCACGCUGUCACGCUCCCCAAAGUCCUCUAUCUGGCACUGCUGCUGUGUACCUUUAGUUCCGUCCGUGUCCAGAGUGCUGCUUCGGCUGUUGCUGUUAUUGGCCAGCCCUGAUGCACCCACAGCGUUCAAUAUCCCUAAUGAAGGCCAUUGAUGGUCUAAGGGGCCCACGGGGGAGCGUAGAGGGAGCAUUCCAGCCCCCUGCCCACGCGCCCCUCCACCCCAAGUGGCAGAAGGCUAGUGGAGGGGAUUGGGGGGGGACCUCCGCUGGAUGGGUCUUCAGGGACCCGAGGCGAUGAGGUCAGGCGUGCUCGUCCAGAUCCGUGUCGCCAUGCCAAGUGAUGAUAUUCAGAGCCAGGGGCGUUAUGCUGAGGAGGAGCGUUGGACGCUGUGGCAGUGAUGACCUCCCCAAAGACCGCGCUGUUGAGGUCACACUGGGGUGUGACAAGUGCAGGACUGCUUUCAAAAUACUCGCUGAGACGCACCGGUUAUCCAGCAGUUGAGAAGGACGUUGAAGUAUUUCCAGGACUACAGACAGAUGAUCAUUGAGCCCACGAGCCCCAAGCUGCUUCCUGACCCCCUGAGGGAGCCCUACUACCAGCCUCCCUACACCCUGGUCCUGGAGCUCACAGACGUCCUGCUGCACCCCGAGUGGUCGCUAGCUACAGGCUGGCGCUUCAAGAAGAGGCCAGGCAUCGACUACCUGUUCCAGCAGCUAGCCCCUCUCUACGAGAUAGUCAUCUUCACUGCAGAAACAGGCAUGACGGCGUACCCUCUGAUUGACAGCAUCGACCCCCAGGGCUUUGUCAUGUACCGCCUCUUCAGGGACGCCACGCGUUACGUGGAGGGACAUCACGUCAAGGACGUGUCGUGUCUCAACCGGGACACUUCCAAGGUGAUAGUGGUGGACUGUAAGAGGGAAGCCUUCAGUCUGCAGCCUUUCAACGGCAUGGCUCUGACGAAAUGGGACGGCAACUCAGAGGACCGAACACUCUACGACCUAGCUCAUUUUCUCAAGACCAUUGCUCUCAGUGGAGUGGAUGACGUCCGCUCUGUCCUGGAGAACUAUGCACUGGAAGAUGACCCCGUAGAGGCCUUCAAACGCAGACAAGCGCAGCUAGCACAGGAGGAGGAGCAGAGGUUGGCAGAGCUGACCAAGCAGAAGAAGCAGGGCAUGUCCUUGGGCUCCAUUGCCGGAAGGUUCUGGCGUUCCAAACAAGAGUGAGUGGCCCUCUCACUCGCACCCACCAAUCCCAGCCCACCCCUCCACAGUGUCAGGCCAAAAGGAUGGCGGGCCACAGUCACUCGGUGGGGUGGGCGGCGGGCGUCUCUGGACACGUGGGGGAGGAGACAAGGAGGAGAGACCGUCCAAUCAGCUGGACUUUUGACUGUCGCAAGCAUGUCUUUGGGGGGGGGGGGGGUGUGAGCAAGGCUCCAAAAGAACAUUCUGGUACCUCUGUUGCCAGCGACAUCACUUCCUGGAUCUCAGAUGCUCUGGUGUAGGCAGUGUAGCCCCCCCCCCCCAUCGAAUUGUCUGUUGGCACUGACAAAUACAAAAUGGUGCUGAGUGGUUAGACAUUAUUGACUGAACCAUUUCAGUCCACAUUAGUUCAUCCACUUCUACCCACCAGCCGGUCAUACAGGGAACAGACCAGAGAACAGUGCUCUUAUCUGCAACUUCCAUGCACUUGGAUUUGGUGCUCUGGAAGGGAGUUUGAUCAGCUUUGAACAACAGUGAAUUAUUGGUUUUGCUUUGUGCAUAUCUAAGACUGAGCUGGUCAGGGUAAAGGAUAUUAAUGUUGCACUCUGAGACUCUCUAAGCUUCUCUCCACCAAUGAGAAGUAAUACCUUGGACAGGUACUGCCGAUGCCAACGGGACUGUGUG
Messenger RNA from Oncorhynchus mykiss (rainbow trout), 2254 nucleotides. Lineage: Eukaryota; Metazoa; Chordata; Actinopteri; Salmoniformes; Salmonidae. The record is from RefSeq and is a predicted model, not a curated record.